This is a messenger RNA of Colletotrichum truncatum, 801 nucleotides long. RefSeq lists its product as uncharacterized. The record is from RefSeq and is a predicted model, not a curated record. Lineage: Eukaryota; Fungi; Ascomycota; Sordariomycetes; Glomerellales; Glomerellaceae.
AUGGCAUCCGAAAGCAGUCUCAUUGCGUUGACAAACCAACUCACCCGCCGGCCGGUCGUCUCAUCGCUCUCCGCAGCACUCGCCGCAACGGUGUUGGCCUGGGCAGUCCGCGACUACCGUGACUAUAUCGCCCUCGGUCCGGGGGGCGUGCCUCACAACUUUGCGGGAUGGCUCAUGGUCACGCUCGGCAUACGUCCCUUUGCGCUCUCCAAGAGCUCCGCGACGUGGACAGGUGACUAUCCUGAAAAGGGAUACCAUGAAGACAUGAAAGCUUUGCCGGAGAGGAAGGGCGAGAGGGCGGCGCUGGGAGGCAUCGUUCCGCAUAGACAGCUGAGCCAACACGCGCCAGAAAACAUGAGAGAGUUCAUCCAAAAUCUAUUUGCCAACGCCGCCACUCAAAACCCAGCACUCUUGGAAACAAAGCGCUCCCUCUACGAACGUCAGAAUCCAGCCUUAUUCGUCGCCCCGGGUGUCCUUUCUCAAACGGUCGUAGAGACAGCACGUACCGCCCGGGGCGAGAUUGCCCAUCACCACGGCGAUCUUUCUAUCCACAUGUAUCUUUCCCCCGCCGAUGCCAGGCUCGCCAUUGAAAAGGGCUGGGCCGAGCGUCACCGCCUCGCCUUGCCGCAAAAGUCGUGGUUUGCGAACCGCUAUCACGUCGCCGACUCGUACGUCAUGAUCUACGGACCGCGGGACGAGGAGGAAAUGGAGAUUUUUGCAACCAUCUUGCGAAGCGGGAUCCAGUUUAUGACAGGGAGGGAGGACGUCGAGCCUAUCGAGUGGAAGCAGCUGAUCGUAUGA